This is a messenger RNA of Amphiprion ocellaris (clown anemonefish), 2930 nucleotides long. Its product is annotated as bone morphogenetic protein 2-like. The coding region runs from base 94 to 1263 and encodes 389 amino acids. Gene Ontology annotation, cellular component: extracellular region. The record is from RefSeq and is a predicted model, not a curated record. Gene Ontology annotation, molecular function: cytokine activity; growth factor activity. Gene Ontology annotation, biological process: SMAD protein signal transduction. Lineage: Eukaryota; Metazoa; Chordata; Actinopteri; Pomacentridae. The transcript has 5 exons.
GUUAGCUGAACACAAGGACAGCCUGUCAUCACAAGCAGCGCCCUUAUCUCCCACCGUCCCACAGGUGUAGAGCUCAGUCCACCCUCUCCCGAAAUGACAGCAGCAGCUCUGCGCCUCUGCGUCCUUCUCGCACUCCAGCUGAGAUGCGUCACCCCGCUGGUGAUCCCGCAGCACAGAGGGACGGCGGGGAAGCAGGACGGGUUGGAUGCCACAAAUACAGCGAGUCAGAAGCUGGAUGCGUUGUUCAGUCUGAACAUUUUACCCCGUGGAUCGGCGGCGGCUCCUCGGAAGAAAGCGCCUCAGUUUAUGCUGGAUCUUUUUAACGCGGUGUCAGUUUCCGAUGGGACCCUAAAAAGCCAGAAGGAGAUUCUGGAGGGAAACAUUGUGCGGAGUUUUGAAGACAAAGGUCAUGCUGGAGAGAGAUUUCACUUCUUCAACUUGUCGUCUUUCGGCAGAGAGGAGAGGAUGAUCAAAGCGGAGUUCCGCUGGUUCAGAAAGAAACAGAAGUUUUACCUCGGAAAGUCACACGGCCCACAUUUCUAUAAGGUGGAUCUAUAUGAGGUGCUGGACAGCAGAGUGAAGCCAUGGAGAGGAAACCUCAUCACCUCCAGACUGGUGCCCCUGUACACACAAGGAUGGGAAGUCUUCAAUGUUACUCAAAUGGUAUCUAAGUGGAUCCGGAACAGUCAGGAGAACAACGGCAUCCUGGUGGUGACAACACUUCCAUCUGGUAACUGGAUGGAUUCAGUGGUGCCUUCAUCUAAACAGAAUGCAGAGCUGUCAGACACAAAUGCCUACUUGGUUAUAUUCUCAGACGAUGGGAGGACAGCAGCAUCAAACCAGUCAUACCUGGCUCAACCAGCUGCAGCAGUACCUGAUCCUCACCACAUCCGCAGCAGGAGGCGACGUGCAUCUUCAGGUUUCGUGCCCCACGGCCGCUCCCAGUCCUGCCAGCGGGUUCCCCUCUUUGUUGACUUCGACGAGAUCGGCUGGUCGGGCUGGAUCAUCUCUCCACGCGGAUACAACGCCUACCACUGCAAAGGCUCCUGCCCGUUCCCUCUGGGCGGAGGCCUCAGAGCCACCAACCACGCCACGGUGCGCUCCAUCAUGCACGCCCUGAAGCUCUCCAGCGAUGAAGUGGGAGCUCCCUGCUGUGUGCCUGACAGACUCCAGUCUAUCAGUCUGUUAUAUUUUGACGAUGAGGAGAACGUGGUUUUGAAGCAGUAUGACGACAUGGUGGCGUUAAGCUGCGGCUGUCAUUGACUGGAUGAGUCUCCUGUAUGAACGCAGUGUCACAACAACAUACACUACCGUUCCAAAUUUGGGGUUACUUAGAAAUGGCCUUAUUUUUUGAACAAAAAGCAUUUCUUUUCCAGUGACGAUAACAUUAAAUUAAUCAGAAACACAGUGUAGAUAUUGUUAAUGAAGUAAAUGACUAUUCUAGCUGGAAACGGUUGAUUUUUAAUGGAAUAUCUCCAUAGGGGUACAGAGGAACAUUUCCAGCAACCAUCACUCCUGUGUUCUAAUGCUACAUUGUGUUAGCUAAUGGUGUUGAAAGGCUAACUGAUGAUUAGAAAACCCUUGUGCAAUUAUGUUAACACAUGAAUAAAAGUGUGAGUUUUCAUGGACAACAUGAAAUUGCCUGGGUGACCCCAAACUUUUGAACGGUAGUGUACGGAAGAGCUAUGUUGGUUUACAGCACAGAAUAUCUGUUACUCAAGGCUGGAAGAUUGUGAGAUACCUAUAUUUUUUUUGGCUUGUACUUCUCUUAUGGCCAUGUGAGUGUCUUGUCCCAUGAAACACAUGGCAAGUUUCUUUAGUUUUACACAUAAAAAAAUAGCAACAUAACUGCAUUUAGCGGCAACAACCAAACACAGGACUUUCACUCAGGAGACUAGAGUUUGAGUCCUGUGUUGGGCCAUUGUUUUAUCCUGCUACAUUUUGUUUGUGUUAGUUGCCAUUUUUGUCACUAUUUUCAGUCAGUAUUUGCUUUGGUUUAUGCUACAAAGCUACUUAGAUUACGUUUAGACACUAUAGGUCGUAGUUUGGUUUAAAACACACAAUAACAAGCCCCCGAAAAACUUACGAGUCUCACAAUUUCACUGCUUUUUUGGCGAAAAUAACAUAUUUGGUACUGUGGACCAGUGUGGAUGUCACACAUUUUGGCUUGAGACUGGGCUGCCUCUACUCUUGAACACUGGGGCUGUGAGGGAUGUGAUAGUGAUGGUUCGCUGUAUUUUUGUGCAUAUGUUUAAAUACUGUAUCAUUAUUAAAAGAUGUGCAGCUAUUAAUCACUGACCCUUUGUAAUCUAAGGAUUCCAAGCUAUUUUGUUUCUGAUUUUUAAUUGAAAAAAUACCUAAACAUAUGCAAAUAGAGCCAAACAAUUUGGACAACUCUCUCAGUUCAGUGACUGUCCAUGUUGUUUACACAGCAUAGGAAGUCCCAUUAAAUGUACAUUUUUUUCCCCUGUAACAAAGUGUGAUUAUAUUCUACUGGGGCUACAACAAAUAAGUACUUUCUUAUUUGUCAAUUUAACUGUUUGGCCUUUAAAAUAUGAAUAAUGGUGGUGGAAAAGGGUCCAUCACCAGUACAGCCUCUGGCUUGUAUCGUCCGGUUUUUCUUACUUAUUGUAGUAGGGCAGACACAGACAUGAAAGCAGCACAAAAGCGGCCAGAAACUUUCUUUUUUGUGUCUUUACAUUGUCUGACCAAAAGGUGGCAGCAGAGAGGUAUAGCUGAAACAUAGACUGUACUUUGUUUAUUCUUCUCUGUAUUUAAGAAACUUAUUUUCAAUUUCAUUCCAUUUUAAUUUCAUAUCACAGUAGCUACAGUUUAACCCGAAAUUAUUUACAACUGUGACAACUUUUGAUUUACAGUUAAUUUUGUUAGAAUUGUUCAUUAUAAUAUUUUUUAUUUUUCAAUUUCCACAA